AUGGCUAAGAAAAAGAAUAAGAGUAACAAGAAGGCCAACAAUAAUACUCGCGCCCCCGCCGGAACUUCAGCACCAGACCCUGACACAUCCGAUAUCAAAGAAACUGAGGUUGCCGUCGAGCCCCCGGCUAUUCAAUAUCAAACAUAUGAUUGGGAAAAAUCCCAAUUUGCAAGUUAUACCAUCAAUGAUUCGACCGAACGUCUGACGGGGGGCAAUGAUCAGGACAACAAAGACCCCAGCACCGACGAACCAAAAGAAGAAGCACCAGCUGCCGAAGCACCAGAACCACCAGUAGAUGAACCUAGCCCACCACCAACAGAUGGCUCAGAGACCCAAGAAUCUUCGGAGGCAUCAACUCCCGCCGAGCCAGCCGAUGCUCCUGAUGCAGCAACCGCAGAUGCCAAAGAAGAAGGCGCAGAUGCGCCUGCUGGUGACGAGCCUGCGCCGAACGCAGAGGGCGAAGCACCGGCAGAUGAAGCCCCUCAAGAGCCUGCUGCGGAGAGUGCAGGGCCAGAGCAAAAAGAUGAAGAUGCUGCACCAGCGGAAGAUGCCCCACCAGCAGAAGAUGCACCGCCAGCCGACGAUGCACCACCAGCAGCAGAAGAUGCCCCAAAGAAUGACGGUGGAGGAAAUGACGAAGAUUUUCCAGACUGUGACCCUGAAGAUGGAGCAGAUAAGGUAGAGGCUGAGAAAGAAGCGGCUGCAAAGCAAGCGGCUGAAGAUGCCGAGGCCGAGGUCACUAAAGCGGAGGAGCCCUCUGGUGACGCGGAUAGUGCCAACCCUGAUGUACCAGCGGAGGAAGCACCUGCUGAAACGUUCGAGGAUGCUACACGUGAGGGUGAAGCUGAGAAGGAGAAAGACGCAUCAGAUCCUCCUGCCGAGGCCGAACCCCAACCAGAAGAGCCCAAGGCUGAAGAACCGCCAGCACCGAGUGAGCCCGAACCGCAAGCAGCAGAGGAGCCAGAAGAGAAACAAAUGACAAGUGCCGAGAAGAAAAAGACCAAAAAGAACAAGAAAAAGAAGAAGGGUGGCAAAGGAGCCGAUGCGGAACCUGAACCUACACCCCCUGCCGAAGCAGCGCCUGAACCUGAAAAACCUGCUCCUGCCCCGGCGGAAGAAGCCCCAACCGAGGAUGUUACUCCUGAACAGCCACCGGAGGAAACACCUGCAGAGGAAAAGGCGGAAGCUGUAGAGCCUGGGCCUGAGCCAUCCGUCGAAACCACGACAGAAGAAUCUGGAGAUGCUCCGCCAGUAGCAGAGCAAGAAGCUCCAGCAGAAAGCGAAAAGGAACCGGAAGCUUCAGCAGCGGAGCCAGAAAGUCCACCAGCUGAAGAGACAACUGCAGCUGAGGGUGCUCCAGAGGAAACCCCAGAGGCCGCGCCAACUGAAGCUCCCGUUGAAACACCUCAUCCAGAGCCUGAAGAGGCUGCCACACCUGAACCCGAAGCCGUACCUGAGGCCGAGCCGGAGGCAACCUCUGAGCUACCCGCUGAUACGCCUGCAGAAGAAUCUGCGAAGGACAUUGAGACUCCUGAAAGUGGUACUGAAGCUGUUGAGGAGCCUACGCCAGAGCCAGCAGCACCAGCAGAAGAGCCUGCCCCAGUACAAGAGGAAUCGGCCAAAGAGGCUGUACCUGAAGAAACUGCUGUUGAGGAAGAGCCAACCGAGGAGCCACAUGCUCCAACAGAAGAAGCACCAGGCGAGGCAGCGGUAGAAGAGCUAGCACCUACCGAGGAACUGGCUUCAGACCCUGCACCGGAAGAACCUUCACCUACAGCUGAGGAGUCUGCCCCGGUCGAGGCCGUUGCUGAGGAAGCCCAGUCUGCUGAACCUCCUGUUGAAGAGCCUCCAGCUGCUGAUUCAGUACCGGGGGAACCUGCAGGUCCAGAACCCGAGGCGCCUGAGGAAACCCCAGCGGAAGCGGCUCAGGACGAGCCUGCUGCUGAGGUAGAGGAGGCUAAGGACAUGUCUGUGGAAGAGCCGCCAGCUGAGACUACUCCGCCCGCUGAAGAGGCUACUCCUGCAGAACCUGCCUCUGAAAAGCCACCUGCAGAUGUGGCGCCCGCUGAAGAACCAGCACCUGUCGAGGAACCGGCCCCCGUUGAAGAACCGGCACCUGUUGUUGAAGAACCAAUACCCGUCGAGGAACCCUCACCCGUUGUCGAAGAACCGGCACCUGUUGAAGAACCAACACCCGUUGAGGAACCCACGCCUGUUGAAGAGCCUGCACCUUUCGAAGAACCUGCACCUGUUGUCGAAGAACCCGCGCCCGUCGAAGAGCUUGCACCUGUUGAAGAACCAACACCCGUUGAGGAACCCACGCCUGUCGAGGAACCAGCACCUGCCUUUGAGGAACCGGCACCCGUCGAAGAGCCUGCACCUGUUGAAGAACCGGCACCUAUUGUCGAAGAACCUGCGCCCGUCGAAGAACCGGCACCUGUUGAAGAACCGGCACCUAUUGUCGAAGAACCUGCGCCCGUCGAAGAACCGGCACCUGUCGAAGAACCGGCACCUAUUGUCGAAGAACCUGCGCCCGUCGAAGAACCGGCACCCAUCGAAGAGCCUGCACCUGUUAAAGAACCGGCACCUAUUGUCGAAGAACCUGCGCCCGUCGAAGAACCGGCACCUGUCGAAGAACCUGCACCCGUCGAAGAGCCAGCCCCCGUUGAAGAAACGGCACCUAUUGCUGGGGAACCGGCACCUGUUGUCGAAGAAUCAGCACCCGUUGAGGAACCGGCACUUCUCGAAGAAGCUCCUAGAGGAGUUGCUCCAGACGAGCCACCGGCACCACUAGAGCCCUUAGUACCCGUGCAAGUGCCGCUCGUAGAGAUUGCACCAGAAGAGCCAGUCGAAGAAAGCCGUGAAUUCGACGAAACCGCCGAGGCCCCAGGAAGCAAGGACGAAGGACGUCGUCGCAAGAAGCGUCCAUCAGGAGAUCGCGAGCGACGAUAUUCCAAGACAUCCUCAGAUGGACAGAAAGGUCUUCAACGCCAAAAGAGCGAACGCGGCGUCUUCACAAACCGAUGGGCCAAGGCUCUAGAUGAGGCCAAAAAGCAAUACGAGGAGAAGAAACGUGCCGAUCAGCAAGUUCUACGAAGCAAGGCUGCCGUUGAAGCUGACAAGGAACGAAGUGGAGUCUCUACAACGUCUGAGAAGAAGCCUAGACGCUCUUCAAAGGACAAGGAGCAACCAAUUGUCGAAGUCAAGCCGAAACGAAGUCCUUCCUCAAAGGAACCAAGUAGCAGUCGUUCAUCCAAACCUCCCCCAUCUUCUAAACCGAGUUCUUCUGCUCCGACCAAGCAGCCUCGCCACUUCCUCAAGUAUAUGAAUAAUGGGGAAUCAGACAAUUUCAAACCUCUUGUUCGUGUUAAUACGUCAAAGUCUUCGGCACCAUCUUCUGACCGACCUCGUCGUGCUUCGACGGCUCAAAGCCAUGGCAGCGAUGAGAGGAAGUCUAGUAGUCGAUCCAAUGGUUCUGGCUCUGGUUCUCGUCGUGAAGAGGAACCUGCUCGUCCGGAGAAAGAAAAGGAGAGGACAAGAGAAGAGGGGAGAGAGAAAAAACCUCGCCGACGUUCUCGUGAAGAGCCUGAAGCUAGUAGUAGCAAGCCUCGCGACAGAGAAAGAGAGAGGGAACGAGAAAGGACCGAAGAUGGAGAGAAACCUGAAGGCGCUCGCCGACACCGUCGACACAGACGUGAACCCUCCCCAGUGAAAGAAUCCAAGGUGAGGGGGUUUUUCAGAAGCAUCGCUGCUCAUUAA
Messenger RNA from Penicillium angulare, 3759 nucleotides. RefSeq names its product PE repeat family protein. Bases 1 to 3759 code for a protein of 1252 amino acids. The transcript is spliced from 4 exons. Lineage: Eukaryota; Fungi; Ascomycota; Eurotiomycetes; Eurotiales; Aspergillaceae. The record is from RefSeq and is a predicted model, not a curated record.